Molecule: messenger RNA, 701 nt
Organism: Papaver somniferum (opium poppy)
Lineage: Eukaryota; Viridiplantae; Streptophyta; Magnoliopsida; Ranunculales; Papaveraceae
Exons: 3
Coding region: 144-701 (185 amino acids)
Molecular function (GO): DNA binding
Source: RefSeq, a predicted model, not a curated record
CUUGUGCAAAUUUACUUACUUGUUAAUUUCCUCUUUAACUAUAAAUGAAUUUCAGGCUGAACCGCUGAACGCUUAAGGAUCGUGAUUUGUUUCAGGGCAGCAGGUGUUACAAAAUACCCAUUAAAGACUUAAAGUACUUCAGAAUGACCACAUCAACUGCAACUCCAACUACAAAUGCAACUGCAACUCCAACUACAAGUACAACUCAACAAACAGAAGUUGGAUCAUCAUCUCAAGCUGCAUCUCACACAAAUGAAUCUGAAACUGCAACUCCAACAAGUAAAGGCAGAGCUGAAGCAGUUGAAGUUGGUGAUAGCAAAAAGAAGCACGGCAGAGUGAGAUCAUCUGUUUGGUUGGAAAUGACUAGGAUAGAUGAUGAAUGGGCUGAAUGCCGUUAUUGCCACAAUAAAUACAAAGCUCACAAUGACAAUAAUGGCACUUCUGGAUUGCGAAAGCAUUUGAAUAGAUGUCUAAAGAAUCCUAACAGGAAGAAAGAAAAGGGACAACCAUCUCUGUUGAUGCCACCCCCAAAACCAGGUCAGGAUGGUAAACUUAUUGCUCAUACUUACAAUUAUGAUAGGUUAAAAAACCGGUACCGGCGGUACAGGUACAAGUACAGCUUAGUUUGGCAAUGUGAAAACAAAGAAAAAUUGAAGCGGACAAAUACCUGCGACGAGUGCUCUCACUAUCAAAUAGUCUAG